AUGGAGCAGACGAACUUUCAGUUGGUGGCCAGGCUCAGAGGAAAGACGAAGAAACCUGACAGAAACGGCGUGGCGUCUUUAGGGUUGCAGAUUCUUGGGGUCGCUCUGGCCGUGAUCGGAUGGUUGGGGAACAUCCUGAUCUGCGCGCUGCCGCUAUGGAGAGUCUCUGCCUUCAUUGGCAACAACAUUGUGGUGGCUCAGAGCAUCUGGGAAGGCCUGUGGAUGAGCUGCGUGGUGCAGAGCACAGGCCAGAUGCAGUGCAAAGUCUACGACUCCCUCCUGGCUCUGCCUCCAGACCUCCAGGCGGCUCGGGCCAUGAGCGUCAUCUCCAUCCUCUUCUCCUUCUUCGGCCUGCUGCUGUCUGUGGUCGGUGGGAAAUGCACCACCUGCAUCGAGGAUGAAACAGCCAAGGCUCGAGUGUGCAUCUCUGCUGGGGUUUUCUUCCUCCUGAGCGGAGCGCUGUGCCUUGUGACCGUCUCUCUGCCGGCCAACACCAUCAUCAAGGACUUUUACAACCCACUGAUUCCUGAUGCCCAGAGGAGGGAGCUGGGUGCCUGCCUGUAUGUGGGCUGGGGGGCAGCGGGGCUUUUACUGAUCGGCGGGGCACUGCUGUGCUGUCAGUGCCCGUCAAGAAGAGAGCACUACAACGGAGUAAAGUACACUGCGCCGAAAUCCGCAACGUCAGGGAAGGAGUUUGUCUGAGCUGCUGAGCAACAGAGAGUCGAACUCACCAAAAGACAGAACAAACUUUCUGAGGGGAUUCUGACUAACAUCAUCGACUAAAAUAAACAGACCUUCUGCAUGAGAAAGAUUGAUAAUUAACUCAUUAAAUGUCAGUAUUCGGCAAUAAUUUCCUCACUUAUGGAUUGUGAUGAUCAGUAAGAUUUUCUAACUUGUCUUUGUUUUUAUUAUCUGAGAUGCAUUUUUCAAUGCUAUAUUUCAUUAAAAUAAAUACAUUUUAUGUCAAAAAUGUGGCAUGUGCUCUUUUCACAAGUGAAAUAGGUUUUUGGAGUAUCAACUAUAAUGAGGAGAUUUGUCUGCCACAAAAAUUCAGAUUGGGAAAAAUGUUCUUAAAUCUAAAUCUGUUAAUUAAAUUGUCAGAGGAGAGGUUUUCAAAGUGAGGUACACACGUUUCUCCAGCAGCACAAGUGGCUGAUGAAAACACUUCAUGAACUAUUUCUGGUGCGAUGUUCUCUGAAAAAUGUCAAUAAAAAUCAAGACCAAAUGUUUACCAAGAAAACUGCUGAGAAAAAUAAGUUACCUACAUUGGUGAUGUUUGUCAAUAUGAGGUAUUUGGGUUUUACUUGCUUCUACUCUGCUUUCUUCAGAAGAACCUUUUUGGUUUUAACAGUGUCUGUGAUUAGUUUUUAUUUUCACUCUUUAUGUUGUCACUCUCAUAUUGGGUUUGUAAAUAAAAGCAAUGUCUG
This is a messenger RNA of Poeciliopsis prolifica (blackstripe livebearer), 1427 nucleotides long. Its product is annotated as claudin-like protein ZF-A89. NCBI's taxonomy places the organism in Eukaryota, Metazoa, Chordata, Actinopteri, Cyprinodontiformes, Poeciliidae. Gene Ontology annotation, molecular function: structural molecule activity. Gene Ontology annotation, biological process: cell adhesion; bicellular tight junction assembly. The transcript is spliced from 2 exons. The record is from RefSeq and is a predicted model, not a curated record. The coding region runs from base 1 to 702 and encodes 233 amino acids. Gene Ontology annotation, cellular component: plasma membrane; bicellular tight junction.